This is a messenger RNA of Haliotis rubra (blacklip abalone), 5985 nucleotides long. Its product is annotated as protocadherin Fat 4-like. Gene Ontology annotation, cellular component: plasma membrane; cell-cell junction. The transcript is spliced from 30 exons. Gene Ontology annotation, molecular function: calcium ion binding. Gene Ontology annotation, biological process: homophilic cell-cell adhesion. Bases 1 to 5985 code for a protein of 1994 amino acids. The record is from RefSeq and is a predicted model, not a curated record. Lineage: Eukaryota; Metazoa; Mollusca; Gastropoda; Lepetellida; Haliotidae.
AUGUCCGACCUGACCGCCUUGGAACUGUUACUCAUCAUACUAGGAACAGCCUUCUCACAAGAACCCUGCACGCCGAUAGAUUCUGGCGGAAUCUCAACUCUAACAGUGUCAAUUCUGGAGGCAACAGAAGCAGAUCUAAAGGCUAACCCCGACUUCCACACGGCCCAGAUACGGAUAUUCGGCUCCGUGGGGUCUACUGUAUCCCUGAUAUUAUCACGGAACAUAGCCGGAAUCGACCCCAACGAUUACUUUCGACUUGAAGACUUCCAAAGCGGGAUUUAUCUUCGUCUAUUUCGGGCACUCGACAGAGAUGGCGCGUCACCUUCAAGUUUUGACGAUCAAAAUGUUUUCGAAUUCGUCAUGGAAUGCAACUCUCUGAUCUCAGCAACUACACGCUACUAUCCACUACGAGUUGCAAUUGAGGACACCAACGACAACGCCCCCGUGUUCGUCGGCGCCCCCUAUUCUAUUUCAGUCAGCGAGCUUGCCCCAAUUGGAACGACGGUCUUCCAAGGACUUUCUGCCACCGACCUUGAUUUUGGAGGAAAUAAGAAUAUUGAUUUUGGUAUUGUGCCUGGAUCAGGUGCAAAGAUUGAUGGAAGCACGGUAUUCCAGAUUAGUCGUCCCAGCGAGGGUUAUGUCACCGUGACAGGUGGUCUAGACUUUGAAGAUCUGAGCGCUGUCAACCAGGCAUACUACGUCCUCAACAUCUCAGCCUCGGACCGAGCAUACCCGCUAACCAACCGCAAAACGUCAUUUACAACUCUGAGGAUCGACAUCACCGACGGAGAUGAUUUGGGCCCCGUCUUUGAAUACUCAUCCUGUGCUCGUUACGACGGCAUCUGUUACAACCCUCGCUACACCACCACCGUCACCUCAAAUGAACUGACUGGCCAGUUGACGUUCUUCCCAUCUCCCGCCAUCACGCCCACCCAGCAGACCGUUAGCAUCCAAGCCAAGGACCAGGACACAUUGAACUCUCCCAUCAGAUUCUUCAUCCAAGAGACAAUCCCGUCAGGAUACACCAGCAUGUUUGCCGUCAACACCCAGAACCCGCCCCCCGGGGCCGAAGAGCAGUCAGAUCGUAGGCGGUAUGAACGGGCGCAGAUUGUCUUGUCCAUCAACUCCGCUAAUCUCUUUGCCCCAUCUGUGACGUCAUCAACCGGAAGUUUGACCGGCUACAUCUUCGAGAACUCCGCAGUAGGAACGCUGGUGACCGACCUGUCUAACUCACAGCUAUUGCAACUUCAAGUAACGGACAGCGAUGUGCUUGCGUCUGACCCUAGCCAAUCUUACACAUUCACUGUAACGGGAACAAGCAUCUUUAGCGUCAACAGCAACGGAUAUAUCAGUCUCAACACCAACAACCUGGACUUUGAAACAACACCCGUUGUCUCCUUCUCUGUUAUUGUUGCCGAAGCAAGCACCGCAGAGAAACGAUCAUCUACAGUUUCUCUGACUAUCAACGUGUUCAACAGAAACGACUACGACCCGAUUUUCCCUGCAACAACAUCCAUCAUCAAGGUCGGAGAGGGAGACUACUCCCGCAAUCCUCAAACCAUCCUUACGGUUGUUGCAACUGAUGCUGACACAGGCGUCAAUGGUGCCAUCACGUACUCUCUGGUUAGCGUCAGUGGUGACGGAGACGGCAAGUUCCAAGUUGACAGUGUAUCUGGAAGUAUUCAGAUUGUCGGGAGCGUGGUCCGGAACACCAUCUACACCCUGUCAAUACAAGCUACUGAUAACGCCCUCGACGGGGAACAGAAGUCGGCACAGACUGCUGUCAUUGUCAACGUCACUAGGACUGGCAAUGAGGGUCCAUCAAUUCCAUCCCCCAACUACAGCCUGUCCAUCAGCGAGGGCGUUCCCAUAGAUACAUCCAUAUUUGCUGUUCCGGCAACUGAUAUUGACAACGACGUCCUGACAUACAGCAUCAUCUCAGGCAACAGCAACUUUGACUUCACCAUUGAGCAAAACAACGGUAUUGUCAGAACGAGAACCCGCCUGGACCGAGAGCGUCGCCCAAACUAUUCCCUGUUGGUCUCUGUGUCGGACUCCUCAAGCAGGACCGCAACUACUACUCUCAGCCUCGUAGUCACCGACAUCAACGACAACAACCCCAUCUUCCUCAAUCAGCAAUACUCCUUCUCCGUUGACGAGAAUGUGAUCAACGCACCUGUUGGCAGUGUAUCGGCAAACGACCAAGAUGAGCCGGACACAGUGAACAGUCAGAUGUUCUACUCACUGAGUGCUGAAAAAUUUACGAUCAACUCCCAAUCAGGGGAGAUCACCACGACCGAAGCUUUGGACUACGAGACUCAAAAGGUGCAUUACGUUCUUGUCAUUGCCCGUGAUUCUGCUGUCGACAGCCGCAGUGGCACUACCACCGUCACCAUCAACGUCCAAGACAAACAAGACAACGUUCCUAUCUUUGUACAGUCACUGUACGAGCCCAAGGUUCCGGAGAAUGAGGCCAACUAUCUUGUCGCUACUAUAAAGGCUGAAGACGCAGAUUCUGUCGACAACAUCGUCUACCAACUGGUCGGCAGUGGAGCUAGCAACUUCACCAUCUCACAAAAUGGCGAGAUACACACUCGACAAGCACUUGAUUACGAAAGAAGUAAUUUUUACGAGUUCUUCGUCACAACAGCAGAUGGCAUCAACUCGUUCCUCCCGUCAGCUACCGCGACUGUCAGAGCAUCCGUCAUCGAUCAAAACGACAAUGCCCCAGUUGUGAGUUUGUCCGUCACCACUAUAACGCUGCAGGAGAGUACCCGGGUGGGGGACGUACUUACUACAGCCUCAGCCGUAGACAACGACCCUGCUAAUAUGGCCAACAGCCGCAUCUCCUACAGCAUCAGCGGCGUUGCUCCAUAUCAGGGCAGAAACCUGUUUUACAUCAACCCCAACAACGGACAGCUGCACCUGGGACAGUCAUUUAACACAGAUACGUCUGGUGCCAGCAGCUACCAGGUCGUGGUGACGGCCACCGACUUUGGCACCCCACCAUUAUCGGGUGCAGCCACCAUGAACAUCAACGUAGUGAGGAACACCCAGGCUCCAGUGUUCAACAGUGCCAGCUACCGGGCCACCAUUGAUCAAACCGUAGGAGUCGGUAGUAGUGUGCUGACCAUGUCAGCCUCUGAUGGGGACACCCAGCCACCUUACAACGUUAUCUCGUAUUCACUCGUUGGGGAUGGUAAUGCGCCUUCAUUCUUCCGACUUGAUGGUGUUAACAGCGGCUUGAUCAUUGUGAAGGAUACUUUGACAAAGGAUUCAAGUCUGUCAUACGUGUUACGAGUUGUGGCUACUGAUGGUGGAAACAUUGCAACAACAGCAACAGCAACAAUCAUCGUCAACCGAAAUCUCAACCGUCCCACAUUUGUCCGAACGUCACUGGCAGCGACAAUUGUGGAGAACUUUCCACUAGCUACUUCCAUAGCAAAAGUCCAGGCAGUAGACAGUGAUAUCCUAGCCCCCCACAAUCAAGUGACGUAUAGCAUCAUCGGAAACCAGAACGCUGUGAACUAUUUCGCUAUAAGCUCAAGUGGAGAAAUUUCCCUGAAGCGCUCUCCAACUGACACCACCACCAAUACCUUCCAGGUGAAUGUGUCCGCUCAGGACAGCGGUCUCCCGGCCCCCCUUGGGAGCCAGACCAAUGCUGUAGUCACAGUGACAAUUUCCCGCAACCAGAAUCCUCCAAUCUUCUUCAACUCAAGCUACAGCGUGGCUAUUCCAGAAACAUCGACCGUUGGAUCUUCUGUGAUCCAGAUCUCUGCAACUGACUCGGACUCAAAUCCCCAGUUCAACCAGAUCAGAUACACUGUUAUUGGUGAUGAUUCGGCCGGGACCUUCUUUAGCAUCAACCCCAUCACCGGACUCCUGUCAACCCAGGCCUCUUUACAGUCUGAGAAUGUCGACAGAUACAGUGUUCGAAUUGUCGCCUCUGACAAUGGUUCCCCAGCCAGAAGUGCUACUUCAGUCGUCCUAGUGAGUGUUCAGAGGAAUUUCUUCGCACCUGAAUGGCAGAGUCAAACCUUCACUACCAACGUCCUUGAAACACAAGCUCUAGGUGUCCCAAUCUUGUCAGUGACCGCAACCGACCGUGACCUGCACACACCACAUAACGUCGUCUAUUACCAACUGACCGGAAGUGCUGCAGUGUUAUCACACUUCCACAUUAAUGAGGUCACUGGUGAGAUCAGCAUCAGGACCCCCCUAACUUCGGACACAUCGGAUCCUAAUCAAUACGUAUUCUCUGCUCGAGCAAUUGAUCGUGGUACACCAACCCUAACUGCAUCCAGCGAUGCCAGCGUUGUCAUCAAUGUCGUCCGCAACCAAAACGGUCCCGCCUUCGUCGGUGAACCUUACGGCAGGUCCAUUCGUCAGGAUCUGGGCGUUGGUGCGUCUGUCAUUCAGAUCAACGCUGUUGACCCUGACACACAAGCUUCGUUCGGAGACAUCAGCUACAGCAUCAUCGGCAUCGACACUGCACCAUCCUUCUUCAGCAUCGACAGUGUCACUGGACUGAUUACGCUGAGGGCUAGUGUAGCCACGGAUUCUACAACUGAGUAUAGAGCGUUGGUCCGGGUCGAGGACAGUGGAUCUCCGCCCAAAAGUGACAUCACAGUUGUGACUGUUACAGUUAAUAGGAACCUUGCGGCACCUGUGUUCCAAGCUCUGUCCUACAAUAUUACUAUACUCGAAACUCAAAACCUGGGAGACACUAUUGUCACAGCCCGAGCUACGGACUCCGAUCUUAUGUCCCCCAACAAUGCUAUUGUGUAUAGUGGAGUGGGAACCGCUCGAGCUCUGGAGUACUUCUACAUCAACGUUGUGACAGGCGAUAUCUCUGUUCGGCGCUCCCUCAUUGACGACACAACCGCCAACAACGACAAAUAUACGCUUACCGUUGCUGCCCAGGACAAGGGUGUGCCAGUCUCCCUAGGGGCCACUCUACCUACGAUUGUCAACAUCUACGUGAUCAGAAAUCAGUUCGGACCGGUAUUUGCCAACACUCCAUACUCGGACACUAUUUCUCAAGCCACUGCUGUGGGAACAAGGGUCUUUACAGUCACAGCCAAUGAUGAAGAUCUUAGGGCUCCCUACAACAUAGUGCAGUACAGUUUGAUCGGUGACGACAACGCUCCCAAAUUCUUCACCAUCAAUCCUGUUACUGGAGAGAUUGCGACUCGCGCUUCCAUUUCCAGCGAUACUUCUCCCUCCUACAGACUUCGUGUCAUGGCCUACGAUGGUGGCAACCCCUCAAGGAAUACUUACGAAGUUGUCACGCUCACAGUGGACCGCAACCUGUUCGCACCAGCUUGGCUCCGCCCAUCUGGUCCCGGCUUUACUGCUGCAACCACUAUCUUCGAGAGCGCCGACUUCAACACUCCUGUAUUCCAAGUGUCCGCCACGGAUAACGAUGCAGCAGCUCCCUACAAUACAGAGGUUUACAGUCUGGUUGGAGACAGUUCUGCCAUGACCUACUUCUCAGUUGACGCAAACAGUGGUCACAUCCGAUUGAAGACCUCUCUCCUUCAGGACACAGCGCAGCAAUACACCUUGCUAGUCCGCGUCACAGACGAUGCCCAGCCUCAGAGACCAGCCACCAACACGGCCACGGUUCUGAAUACGUUUGAACGUGUGAACUAUGAAAUUAUCGGAGACGACGCUGCCCCUGUUUAUUUUAAUAUUGCCCAAACCACGGGAACACUGUCCAUAUCGCAAUCAUUGGUUGGCGUGGCCGAGAGUACAUUCUACGUGAGGGUUCGAGCCUACGAUAAUGGUCUACCUAUUCCAAGAAGUAACACCACUGUUGUCACUGUCACCAUCAGGAGGAAUCUCAAUGCACCAGUUAUCUCCCCUACACUGUACGAGAAGGUCAUCCCCGACACCACUCCACUGGGAACGGUUGUAGCAACUAUCGGUGCUACUGAUGCCGAUUUAAGUUCUCCCCACAAUGUCAUCCGAUUCCUUUACUAG